UAAAAUAUCCGGGGCAUCUGAAAAAUAAUAUUUUUAUACAGAGUAUUGAAAGUGCUACACUAAUACAGGUCGCCGAUGAAAUAUUAAUCGGUGACCUUCGAAUGGGGUGAAUAAGUGGUGAUAGAUCAUGGGUAGUUGGUUCGUGUGUACGCGUGCUUCUACAAAUAUUAUGUUCUGCCCUUUGAUAACCUGACGCAAUCAGCAACAUCCUUAAUGUAACUCAUGUGGACAAGUAAUAUCCUUCACUCUACACUAAGAAUAACGAUAAAAAGAGAAGCAAAUGAAAGAAAGCGACAUACAGCUAGACUCGGCGAACAGAAUGAUCUGUAAGCAGACCCGUGGUGUUCCCUUAAGGUCGAUGAAAUAGCCGACCCAAAGUCAAAUAUAAGAAGUUUAUUGAAAAAACUGUCAACUCUAGAAGAUGGCAUUUGUUCGUAGCAACGUUCUUUGUAUUGCAAUCAUUUGGUGCUUUGGAUCAUUUUAUUUUUCUGGUGCUGCCCUCGAACCAACUCAGAUAACAAGUGUUGUAGCGAUCAGUACAACAAGCCUUAGGGUGGAAUGGGAACCGUACAAAAACACCACCGGUAUCAUAGGGUAUGUCGUAUUUUUUGACGAUGGAAGCAUGACUUACCAAAACAUAACUGUCAUGGGUAGUGUGAGUACGGCUGCGGUUAUUGAUGGACUUACUAUGGAAGUACCAUACUGUAUCAAAAUGUCGUCGAUAACAAGAGAUGGUGUGUCCGAAAACUGGGACGGACGCGAUUGCGUGUGGGGGACUCCAAUGCAAGUAACAACUACAGCGUCCACUAAGGGAAUGUCAUCAUCAAAACAAUCAGCAAAUACUUCAACAGCCAUGAGUGCUGUGAGAACUGCACCCGACAUAUCCUGCCCACAAACACAGGAAUCCUCUACAUCAGGUGCCAGCAAGCAUUUUCCUCAAUGUGUUUCACUUUUUCUGGCAGCCUUGGUCUUUAUCUUGCCGUAAACGCGAGAUACACAGACCACGACAAUGGGG
Molecule: messenger RNA, 1015 nt
Organism: Nematostella vectensis (starlet sea anemone)
Lineage: Eukaryota; Metazoa; Cnidaria; Anthozoa; Actiniaria; Edwardsiidae
Exons: 4
Coding region: 422-985 (187 amino acids)
Molecular function (GO): protein binding
Source: RefSeq, a predicted model, not a curated record